Osmerus eperlanus (European smelt) is the source of this 3888-nucleotide messenger RNA. It is a transcript of the gene lrrtm2, whose product is annotated as leucine rich repeat transmembrane neuronal 2. Bases 647 to 2287 code for a protein of 546 amino acids. The transcript is spliced from 2 exons. Gene Ontology annotation, cellular component: extracellular matrix. NCBI's taxonomy places the organism in Eukaryota, Metazoa, Chordata, Actinopteri, Osmeriformes, Osmeridae. Gene Ontology annotation, molecular function: protein binding. The record is from RefSeq and is a predicted model, not a curated record.
AUGAUCGACGCCAGGCUGCCACCACUCUGUAGUGGUGAGUGGCUGCAACAAAAGCACAGAAUAACAUCCCGAGCCCUCUCCUCCGCUUUUCCCCUCUUCCUCUGCGUCUGUGCUGGCAGGCGAGAGCUCCGUGCACUGCGCUAGCGAGGCUGGGUGCCGAGGCUGAGCUGGCGACGGGCGCAGGGUCUCGAGCUGCCAUCAACAAGUUAGGGUUGGAGGACCCCCCAGUCAUGGAAGGGGACCGCUUGAUCUUCAAUUAACCAAUUGAGCUGACAUCAUUGCAGAGGAAGGGAAACGGGGGACCUAGUGAGGAGCGGGGGCUGUGUUAGCCACGGUCUCUCCGGAUGCAAAUCGGCAAGUAAAAAAAAAUUCCAGGGAAGAGGAGAGGAAAAGAAAUGCAAGCUCUUAACCUGGAAUUUGGAAGAAGAAAAAAAGCGCACUAAUAAGAAACAGCAACAUCCCAGGACAUGGAAUUUCUGAUUAUAUUUCAAUUGGGUGGGCUCAGCGUUGCUUUAUUUCAGAAGAGCCUAAUUCCUUUUGUGUUCACUCAAAAGGGUUUUUUCCCUUUGGAUUUCUGUUCCAUCUGGCUGCUCCAAGGGUCUGUGGAAAAGGACAGUUGAAUGCAGCCACCGAUGUGCACAAAAGAAUGGGUUUCCAUUCAAGGUGGUCAUUGGUGGGACCUACACCAGCGGCCCUGUGUCUGUGUGUGAUCAGCAUGCUGCUGUGCCUGCCGCCCCCUGCGUCGUGCACAACCUGCCCUCAGAAAUGCCGCUGUGAGGACCUGCAGUUCUACUGUGACACCCAGGGGCUUCAGGCGCCCCCAGAUGGCGUGGACAAGGGGGCCCUUGGGCUGUCACUGCGCCACAACAGCAUCACCGAGCUAAGCCCUGACCAAUUCUAUGGCUUCAGCCAGCUAACCUGGCUCCAUUUGGACCACAACCAGAUCACAACGGUUCAGGAGGACGCCUUCCAGGGGCUGUAUAAACUGAAGGACCUCAACCUGAGCUCCAACCGCAUCACCAAGCUGCCCAACACAACCUUCAUCCACCUCAUCAACCUCCAGAUCCUGGAUCUGUCUUUCAACCAGAUGACAGCGCUGGAGCCAGAGCUGUUCCACGGGCUGAGGAAGCUCCAGAUCCUGCACCUGCGCUCCAACUCUCUGCGCACUACCCCUGUCCGGGCGUUUUGGGACUGCCGCAGCCUGGAGUACCUGGGCCUCAGCAACAACCGGCUCCGGAGCCUGGCCCGGAACGGCUUUGCUGGGCUCAUCAAGCUCAGAGAACUCCACUUGGAACACAACCAGCUGACCAAGAUCAACUUGGCCCAUUUCCCACGACUGGUUGCCCUCCAGUUCCUCUAUCUGCAGUGGAACAAGAUCAGCAACCUAACGUGUGGCAUGGAUUGGACCUGGACCACCCUGGAGAAGCUGGACCUCACAGGCAACGAGAUCCGGGUCCUGACACCUGAUGUUUUCGAAACGCUGCCGAACCUUAAGAUCCUGCUGCUGGAUAACAACAAACUAAGCAGCCUGGAUCCCCUGGUCAUGGAUAUGUGGCAGUCACUGAGCACCAUCGGGCUGUCCAGCAACCUUUGGGAAUGUACCAAAAGGAUCUGCUCCCUGGCCACUUGGCUCAGCACCUUCAAGGGAAGAUGGGAACAUUCCAUUCUGUGCCACAAUCCUGAGUACGCCCAGGGUGAGGAGAUACUGGAUGCCGUUUAUGGAUUCCAACUUUGUCAGAAUUUUUCGGCGCCAGUUGUUCAGACCGUUAGUACAGCCACGGACGCCACCACAACCCCAGAGGUCACCAGCUCCCUGUUUGGAAUUAUGCAGCAGACCCCAACAGACUUCUAUGCAGAGGAUUUGGGGAGCUUUACUAUUGUGACCACCACGACCACAACUACUCAAACUCCACGCGCUGCCCUGGCGACCACAACAGUGGAAGGGGCACCGGUCACGGACGACUUCAUGGAGACGGACAAUACCAUUCUCACUCAGAGGGUCAUCAUUGGAACUAUGGCCCUGCUGUUUUCCUUCUUUCUCAUCAUAUUCGUUGUGUACAUCUCACGGAAGUGCUGCCCCCCCACCCUGCGCCGGAUACGCCACUGCUCGGCCAUCCAGAACCGCCGACAGAUGAGGACCCAGCCAAGGCAGCCAAUGGCGGACCUGGCCACGCAGGUGCCCUACAAUGAGUACGAACCCAGUCACGAGGAAGGCGCACUCGUCAUCAUCAACGGCUAUGGGCAGUGCAAAUGUCAGCAGCUGCCUUAUAAAGAGUGUGAAGUAUGAACUCCUAUUUAUUCCUGCAGAUUAUGGUUUGCCAUUUGACCAUUUCAGAUGAUACAGGGUUUGUUUUUUGCUUUUUUCCAGUUUAUAUAAAUAGCAUAAUUUCUACGAGAUAGCUUUGAAAAUCUAUGGGAGUUUUUGAACGCUGAGAUGACUAGUAAAGGAUUUGACAGUUAAGAGAUGAUGUAGAGAUAUUCACAAAUUUAUUUUUCUAUGAAUGCAAGGUUGUUCAUAUGAAGCUAGGGCAAUCAUUCUCAACAGAAAACGGUAAACUGAGACUUGUCUCCACAUUAUUAGUCACUAUAUUCAGCGACACAGAGGAAAUUGCCAGCCAAAAUGUUGAUAAAAGUAAAAAGUUAACUAUUGAAUAAUGGUGAAAUUAAACAGCAAGUAUUGUGUCUUGAAGGAGAAAGAAGACUGUAGAUCACUUACAAACAUCACUUUGGACAAAUAAAUAAACUGGUUGUAAAAACGGUUGACAUUUGUCUUGGGAUUACCUAUGAAUUUGAAUUGGUCCUCAACCUAAAAUCUAAUAUUUCGACAUAACUCAGCUGCUAAUUAUGUAAAAAGUGACCAUUUCCUCCCCUGAUGUUGGCAAGGUCUGUCAGAUCUUGUCAGUGAAUGCCAAUGAUAGGCUCCUCGUUUCCAGGUUUAAUUUGAUUCAGUAGCCCAUCACCUCCCAUUAAAACUAAAAGCUUAGCACUGUUUGUAGAAAGGUUAAUGUCCAAUAUGCUGCAGCACUCGCUUAGUUAAAAAUGUCUGGAUGUCUUCAGCUAGGACUUCAAGUGUGAAUUUAUCAAACCCUUAUGUGCAUACACUUACUCACCAUCAUUAUGCAUAUCAAAGGCGCAAGAUGACCUACAGAUGGUCUCUCUUCAACUCUCAAAUACCAUCGACACUGUGACUGUGUAGUGUUCUCAACAACUUAACCUGCUUUAUCAUCAUUUAUGGAUUCACAAAACUAUAUGCCAGGGGCCAACACACACACACAAAAGCCAAGGUAAGAGAUUCCUGGAUAUGAGAAUGUGACAAGUGCAGGGGGAAUAAUGAACAACUUAUACGCAUUUGCAGACACUGUUUCAUACUGAAAAUAAAUCUUUCCCAGGAGUCCAGUGGGGGAGCAGCCUCGAUGCAGCAUAGACUCUAAUCAGGUCUGACAGGCUCAAGAUUGAACCAAUUAAGGCCAGGCAAAAAUAAUCUAAUAUUCUGUCACCCACACCAGUGAUCCAGCAAGAUUUAGCCCGCACGGCCACUCAAAAACAAGAGCGGAUAGAAACAUCCUUUACACUCCCAACAAGAGCAUACAUCUCUAUAUCAGGAUCCUAUCUGAUGUGACAUCUGACUGACAAUGUCUCUUUCAAGCAGAAAAAAUGGGAACUACAGUUUAUACAGUAACCUAGCAAAGAGCAGGCAAGUUAAACUGUGGAGAAUGUCCCCUGAGAGCGAAUGCAGCUCCUGUGAUAAGCAAACAGCGAGGCUGGGUCAGGACACAUUGGUAUGCAGCAGGGAGAGGAUGUGCAUUAGCAUCCGACUAAAGCUGCCGCCGCUGCAGCUACGCAGCUCUUUGUGCUCAGUUUGGGGGUGGGGGGUAGGGGAAGAGAGAG